ACAGAGCCGGAUAAUUAUUUAGCUCUGCGGCCUCUUGUUCUUCCUCUGUAAAUCUUUGUAGCUAGUUAGAAAAUGUCUCCACAAAUUAUCCUAUAUGGGCUUCUAGCAUUAUCUUUGUCCCUCUCCUUUGCAGCUGAUCUCAGUCCCCUUCAGGAUUUCUGUGUUGCAGACCCACAAAGCCAAGUGUUUGUGAAUGGUCUGGCCUGCAAGGAUCCCAAGCUGGCUGCAGCGAAUGAUUUCUUCUUCACCGGGCUUCACUUAGCGGGAAACACAUCGAAUACGGUGGGGUCUGUGGUGACCCCAGUUACCGUAUCACAGAUGCCGGGGCUUAACACUCUUGGCAUCUCAAUGAUACGCAUAGACUACGCACCGUGGGGCAUCAAUCCUCCCCACACGCACCCUCGCGCCUCCGAAAUCUUAACGGUCUUGGAAGGCAGCCUCGAAGUUGGGUUUGUCACGUCCAACCCUGACAACCGUCACAUCACCAAGGUGCUGCACAAGGGCGAUGUCUUUGUCUUCCCCAUCGGUCUCGUUCACUACCAGAGAAAUGCAGGUUCUGCAAAUGCAGUUGCCAUUGCAGCUCUUAGCAGCCAAAAUCCAGGAGUUGUCACAGUUGCAAAUGUUGUGUUCGGGUCUGUGCCGGAUAUUGCUGGUGACAUUCUUGUUAAGGCUUUCCAAGUGGACAACACUGUUAUCACUUACCUGCAGUCCAAAUUCUAAAACUCAAAUGUAUUUUUUGUAGCAAUUAAUUAAUGUGCACUUUUGUUUAUGUGAUCUUUGAUUAUGGAAAAUUUGAGCUUAUCCUAUAAUUUGGGAAUAUUUAUUAUUUUUGUUGGGUCAUUAAUUAGUCAUGAUUCUUUCAUGCUUGUGCGUGUAAUACAAGAUGAUAUAUUAGAGGUUUUCCAUUUCCUUUC
Juglans regia (Persian walnut) is the source of this 914-nucleotide messenger RNA. Its product is annotated as putative germin-like protein 2-1. Gene Ontology annotation, molecular function: manganese ion binding. The record is from RefSeq and is a predicted model, not a curated record. Bases 73 to 720 code for a protein of 215 amino acids. Lineage: Eukaryota; Viridiplantae; Streptophyta; Magnoliopsida; Fagales; Juglandaceae. Gene Ontology annotation, cellular component: cell wall. The transcript has 2 exons.